Molecule: messenger RNA, 774 nt
Organism: Gossypium raimondii (Peruvian cotton)
Lineage: Eukaryota; Viridiplantae; Streptophyta; Magnoliopsida; Malvales; Malvaceae
Exons: 2
Coding region: 1-774 (257 amino acids)
Source: RefSeq, a predicted model, not a curated record
AUGAAAGAUUUAGGUGUGUUGAAGUAUUUUCUUGGAAUAGAGGUGAUGAGAUCGAACAAAGGGAUUGUAUUGAACCAACAAAAGUAUGCUUUGGAGUUGUUAGCUGAUCUGGGAUUAGGGGAAGCGAAGUCAGUAUGUACACCACUUGAGCAGAAUCAAAAACUUACCUUGGUUGAAUAUGAUGAGUCUGUGCAAACAAAGGUUAAUGGAGAUGAUUUAAUUGCGGAUGUUACAGUGUAUCAACGACUAUUGGGAAGAUUGUUAUAUCUGACCAAUACGCGACCAAAUAUAAUGUUUACAAUUCAGCAUUUGAGUCAGUUCAUGCAUAAACCAAAAAAAAUCACAUUUGGAGGCUGCUUCCGGGUGGUACGGUACAUAAAGAAAAAUCCUGGCCAAUGUAUUUUAUUAUCUGCAACAAGCAAACUGCAACUAAUUGCUUUUUGUGAUUCUGACUGGGCUUCGUGCCCUAUGUCUAGAAGGUCAGUGACUGGUUUGUAUGUUAAAAUUGGAGAGUCUCUUAUUUCAUGGAAAUCAAAAAAACAAACCACAGUCUCUCGAUCCUCAGCCGAAGCUGAAUAUAGAAGUAUGACAGCAGUAGUAGCAGAGGUUAUGUGGUUAAAUGAUAGUAAGGUAGCACUGCAAAUUGCAGCUAACCCUGUUUUUCAUGAACGAACUAAGCAUAUAGAGAUUGACUGUCAUUUUGUACAAGAUAAAAUCAAGGAUGGAACAAUUCAGAUGCAGCAUAUUGGAACGACUGAGCAACUUGUUGAUUGA